Messenger RNA from Trichogramma pretiosum, 3936 nucleotides. RefSeq names its product recombining binding protein suppressor of hairless (gene Su(H)). Gene Ontology annotation, molecular function: RNA polymerase II cis-regulatory region sequence-specific DNA binding; DNA-binding transcription activator activity, RNA polymerase II-specific. NCBI's taxonomy places the organism in Eukaryota, Metazoa, Arthropoda, Insecta, Hymenoptera, Trichogrammatidae. The record is from RefSeq and is a predicted model, not a curated record. The transcript is spliced from 2 exons. Gene Ontology annotation, biological process: regulation of transcription by RNA polymerase II. The coding region runs from base 709 to 2403 and encodes 564 amino acids. Gene Ontology annotation, cellular component: nucleus.
UGAACUGCGCUCCGAUUCCGAGGCAGACUUGCGCGCGCGCGAGCGCCUCAUAAUAAUACGCUGGCUCGUCAAUAAGCCGCAGCCAGCAGCACGCGCAGGAUCGCGGCGAUUGCAUUCGGCGAUACAGCGUACAGUCGCGCGCUGAGACAGCCGAGUGAAAAUCGGCGACGCACCGGCAAAGCGCCACAGCAACCGAACUGCUGCCCAACGGGAAAAGCUCGCGGCGAGAAAAUCGGAUGUUGUACCGCUGCAUGGAAAAUCAGGCUCGAGCAUCGGCCUGCAGUGUUGUUGUUGGACGGUGAAAUCUCGAAGCGCGAAAAAGCGCGCGCUGAACUGCUCUGUGCCCGUGUUUUUGCAUGUGUAUGUGUCAGUGCUCUGCGUGUUUUGUUGCAUGUGUCUGCCAUGAUGAAGAAAUGGUAUCAUCAUCGUUGUUGCUGCUGCUAUUGCUGGUGUCCCCAAGAUGACGAGCUGCAGCUAGGGACUAGCAGAAGCUAUUACUCUUCGUGACUCCGGGACCAGUCAUUUAAUCAUUCUUCAGCCAUCGACGAAAUCCGCGGUGCAUCUUUAACAAUUGAAAUAAAGGUAAGAGUGUCCUCUAAGCCCACAAUGACGUUGACAAUAAUUUGUUGGAAAGCAGCUACAGCGGGCCAAGUUGCUUCAUCGCCGUCGUCUCCAUUCUCGAGCAGCAAAAUCAUCAGGCACAUUUAGAUGCCCAGUGACGCGAGUCCUUCGCUAGGUGAGCUCAAGUCAGGCGGGCCAACGGCCACGAUGCCGCACAGCCAGUACGGACUGCCGGCGCCCAUGGCACACGGUCUGCAGUCGCCGCCGUCGCCCACGGCCGCGGCAGUCAUGUCGGCGUACCCGCGCUACGCGGCGAUGCAGCCGACUCCGCCGCCGUCGCACCAGGUCGUGGGACCUCCUCUGCCGCCGGUGCCGGUCUCGGCGUCUUCGGCCAUGGCGCCGCACGGACUGUCAGGCGAGCAGCGCCUGACGCGCGAGGCCAUGAAGCACUACCUGGCCGAGCACAAGCGCACCCAGGGCAAGGCCGAUAUGGUCGUCGUGAUUCUGCACGCCAAGGUGGCGCAAAAGUCUUACGGCAACGAGAAGCGUUUCUUCUGUCCGCCGCCGUGCAUCUACCUGAAGGGCGCCGCUUGGGCGAUGCGCCAGGAGCAGAUGCGUCGCGACGGCGAGUCCGAGCAGUCGUCGCAGCUGUGCGCCUUUAUCGGCAUCGGCAACAGCGAUCAGGACAUGCAGCAGCUCGAUCUCAACAACGGAAAGCAGUACUGCGCCGCUAAAACCCUGUACAUAUCCGACUCGGACAAACGCAAGCAUUUCAUGCUGUCGGUGAAGAUGUUUUACGGCAAUGGUCACGAUAUCGGGGUGUUUCAUAGCAAACGCAUCAAAGUCAUAUCGAAACCGUCGAAGAAGAAACAGAGUCUGAAGAAUGCCGAUCUCUGCAUAGCCUCGGGCACGCGAGUUGCCCUCUUCAACAGGCUGCGCUCACAGACCGUCAGUACACGAUAUCUGCACGUAGACAACAAUAACUUCCACGCGAGCUCGACGCAGUGGGGUGCUUUCACCAUACAUUUGCUCGACGACAACGAGAGCGAGAGCGAGGAGUUUCAGGUGCGCGACGGCUACGUGCACUACGGCAGCACUGUGAAGCUCGUCUGUUCGGAGACCGGUAUGGCACUGCCACGCCUGGUCAUUCGCAAAGUUGACAAACAAAUGGCGAGUCUGGAAGCUGACGAUCCCGUCUCGCAACUCCACAAAUGCGCCUUCUACAUGAAGGACACAGAUCACAUGUACCUUUGUUUGUCACAAGAACGAAUAAUACAGUUCCAGGCGACGCCUUGUCCGAAGGAGGCCAAUAAGGAGAUGAUAAAUGACGGCGCCUGCUGGACCAUCAUCAGUACCGAUCGAGCAGAGUACACUUUUUACGAAGGCAUGGGUCCCGUUCGAUCGCCGGUAACGCCAGUUCCGCUGGUACACAGUCUCAAUCUAAACGGGGGUGGCGACGUGGCUAUGCUCGAGCUCACGGGCGAUAACUUCACUCCCAAUCUGCAAGUGUGGUUCGGUGACGUCGAAGCCGAGACCAUGUACAGAUGCCAAGAGAGCAUGCUCUGCGUCGUGCCAGAUAUAUCGCAGUUCCGCGGCGAGUGGCUCUGGAUUCAUCAGCCCACGCAGGUGCCGGUCUCGCUCGUUCGCAACGACGGCAUUAUCUACGCGACCGGCCUGACGUUUACGUACACGCCCGAGCCCGGUCCAAGGCCGCACUGUAUGCCUGCUAGCGAGGUCAUGAGGCACCAACGCAACUUGGCACACAAUCAGCAAUCCAUGCAACCAGCCAUAGCCGACGUUGCCUGGAACAGCCAUCAUCAGCCUCCGCAGCAGGGCCUUUGAUACGAGCCUAACGACGACGGUUGGCCGGCUGCGGAUGUCGACGUAGCCGGACCGUCGGUCAAUGUUAUGAAAGUUGAGCAGCAAAUGAGUCCUGAGUGCGACUGAGCCCAAUGAUUAGAUUGACAAUCUUUCAGUUGUACAGACCGUCGUUUAGAAUUUCUAAAUACUGGCGCAGUGCAAACUCUGUGUACUGCAUUUAAUAUUUAUCUUGCAAUAUCGAGAUGUGGAUAGAGCAAUAUCAAUUUAAUCUUCAAUUAUAUGUAUAUCGGGAAAAUAACGCAAACAUCUGCUAUGUGCUCAUAACAGAUGAAUGUGUAUCAGUCCAAGAUGUUUCAAUUUGAGAUUUUAUAAGUAUAUUAGCAAUGUACAUGACAUAUAUUUAAAGUGACGUCGUAUUUCUAAAGAGAACUUGUGUAAUUAAUGUUGAAUGUAUAAUUUUUUAAUGAUCUUUAAAAGGGAUAUAUAUUUAUAUAAAUAUAUUACGAAUAACUUUAAAGAUUAUAUUUGUAUCUUUUGAUACAAUGAAAAUACUUUUAAACUCGUCAAAGUGGAAUAUAAAUUUUCAUAAAUACAUCGAAGAUUGUAUAGAAAUGGUUUUGUGAAAUCAGCAGUAUCUUUAAGAUAAAGCCUACAAACUAUUGCAAAUAUAAAGAAAAAACUCAAACUAGUAGGUAAUAGAAAUAAAUUCGAGUGUGAUGUGGAAAAUGCAAUGAACUAUCUAUUUAUGAUAGAUGUAUGUAGUUGUCAUUAUAAAUUAUUCAUCUAUAAGUCAAUACAAACAUUUUUUAACAUGAAAUUUGAGUCCAAUGCUUCAUUCGUUGUUUUUAUUUUAUUGAGGUAGAUGAACCCUAGAGCCCUAUUAGAAAACUGAAUAUUUCUAAAAUAAUUUUGUAUUUCAAUCAGUAAAAACAACCAAUGAACAUUCGCCAUAUCGAAAAUGCAAUUAUUGCAUGACUGAGAAUGAAUCGUUUUACAAUUUUGUAUGUAAAUAACUAUCUGUAGUAUACGUCAACUGCGCAAAACUAAUUGUUAUUUUUGUGAUACUAAGACUCACGUCAUUCUCAAUAAAUAGAAGUAACGCAAAAAAAUGAACAUUUUCAAAACAGGGAAUUUGUAUAAAAGUUUAUUUUAAAGGUCUCGUAAAUAUCCUUAAAAUAACGGAAAAGGGUUUUUAUUCAUUUAAGAUUCUUAGUUUUAAGCGAUAAAGUCGAGAAAAAAUUACACUUUUUAUGUCUUUGAAAAUACGUCAACAGAUUUAAUUAGAAGUCUAAAAUCUUUCACAUCACAAAAUGAUAAUUGUUUCUCAUAAUCAUCUGUCAGUGUAAUUUACUCUCCAUCAAUGCUUUACUUUCGUUUGUCAAAAUUUGAAAAACUGUUAGUUAAUUCAUGUAAAAAACCACUCCCAUUAAGCUUUAUUAUCCUACCGAUCAGUAGUGUUUCAUUUUAUAUUUAGGUUUAAAUUAAUAAUUAAUACAUUUGCCAAAAUUUAUCCGUGCAUAUUAAUUUAAUAAUUUUUUUGAAAGAAAAUUGUAA